Molecule: messenger RNA, 1655 nt
Organism: Alternaria rosae
Lineage: Eukaryota; Fungi; Ascomycota; Dothideomycetes; Pleosporales; Pleosporaceae
Exons: 3
Coding region: 87-1283 (398 amino acids)
Source: RefSeq, a predicted model, not a curated record
GCUCCUCCGCCCUUCCCGCGCCCUCCCUCUUCUACCUCCCGCCCGUCAACGCGUCUUCAACCUCUUCCCAUACCACGCCGCCCAACAUGGUCCCCAAGAAGAAGCCUGCCACUGGCGAACUGCUGAUCUCUGUUGCAGAAUUCAAUCGGACUAGAGACCACGUUCUGGGCUCUCUCCACAGCCUCCAGAAUGGUCUCGUCAAUGUACAACACCAGAUCACCGUUCUCAUGGAUCACUACAACAAGCACUGCGCAUCAGUCCUCGGCAUCGAAAAAGAAGACUUCUCAACCGAAAACGAUGCUAUCACAUCCACCAUCAAGACCGCCGCGAAUGUUGUAGAGAGUGGCCAAAAGCUCAUGGACAACGUAGCUGGAGACGUCGGCGUGCCUGCUGAGAAAGCAAUUGACGCUGUCAAGAGCAAGAAGCGCAAGCGCGAGAAGAAGGAAAAGGACCCUAAUGCGCCCAAGAAACCCCUCACUGCUGCCUUCCUCUACCACCAACACGCGCGUCCCAUCGUCAAGGCGGAUCUGGAGGCAGCGCUCGCUCCCGGUGGCACACUCGCUCCAAGCGCCGUCCAGACUGAGGUCAACAGGCGAUGGGCUGAACUUUCCGACGCGGAGAAGGAGGAAUGGAAGGCAUCCUACCGCAACUCCAUGGAAGAGUGGAAAGUCCAAAUGGCCGAGUACGUCAAGCAGAAGGGCAUCAAGGACGCCGAAAUCGAAGAAGAUGACGCGUCCGAGGAAGGCGAGCCAGAAAUCGAAGCUGAAGUCGAAGCCGGCGCCGCCGACACAGACGCCUCUUCUGAAGACGAAGACGAAGCACCCGCCAAAGCGCCCUCUCCCCCCGCAAAGACACCACGCAAGCGCCAGAAGACCACCCCCGCUGUAAACGGCAACUCAAUCCCCGUCUCCAUCGCGCCCGCCACAGCUCCCACACCCGUGCCCCUGCCCACCUCGCGCUCCGCAACCCAAGUCACUGCCUCAACCUCCACCGCCGUCGCCGAAACCCCCGCAAAGAAAGACAAGAAGAAGAAGGAAAAGUCCGCGCCUCAGCCCAUUGCUCCCGCCCCUGCAUCUUCUCACGACGAACCCACUCCUCCAGAGGAGACCGGUGCGGCGAAGAAGAAAGCCAAAUCCGGUCGUAGCACGCGCAACACCGAGACGGAAGGCGACAAGGAGAACGCGGCACAGGCUGCGGCGCAGGAGAAGGAGAAGGCGGAUAAGGCCGGUAAGGAGAAGAAGAGGGAUCGGAGUAAGAGGAAGAGUGAGGUUGCUUCGUCCUAGAACGACGGCUUUUUUCUUGCAUUCUUUUUAGUUCGCGUAUACCGCCCGAGAGCUUUACUGUCGAUCGGCCGGAUUAGACAGCGGGAUGUGUCUUUGUAUAUCUACAUUCACUCGUCGCUGUCGCUGGUGUCUUUCUUAUCACGGCGAAUGGGGCGCGAAUGGAUGUUUUAUUGCUUUGUUCGAGAAGAGUACCGAGAUGGGUGCAGUAAGCUCCUGCUACACUACAUGCAAAAUGUGCCCUCUGGGCGAGAUUAUUCGCGGAAGGGUUUCAAUGGACUACUAGCACUGUCUACUUCAUACCUUUCAUGGGAGGUAAGAAUGGAGUGUACAUGUGUGUAUCAUGGAGAUGCGCGAAUAUUACUAGUUCUUUUA